Prosopis cineraria is the source of this 1547-nucleotide messenger RNA. RefSeq names its product TATA-box-binding protein. The transcript has 10 exons. Gene Ontology annotation, biological process: DNA-templated transcription initiation. Gene Ontology annotation, molecular function: DNA binding; RNA polymerase II general transcription initiation factor activity. Bases 297 to 899 code for a protein of 200 amino acids. Lineage: Eukaryota; Viridiplantae; Streptophyta; Magnoliopsida; Fabales; Fabaceae. The record is from RefSeq and is a predicted model, not a curated record.
CCGAGGAGCCUUCGCAACGCAGACCUUCGAAAAAUUCCAAGGCCUUUUGCAUACUCGAACACCGAGGGGGACGCUGGACAUCCAACCACGGGCGACCCGACCUUCAGAUCCCAUCAAAGCAGUUGACAGUCAUCUGUCCAAGUAUUCCCGCAAGCAUUACGCCAUCGGCGCGCUACUCUACCGGAAUUUUUCUGUCGCACGAUUUUAGCGUCACCUAGGGCUUGAUAUUCUCACAAACUCUGAUUGCCAUCCUUGUCUGUGGCCUGCAGCUUGAAGCAUACACAAUAUUUUGAGGAAUGGCUGAUCAAGGAUUGGAAGGCAGCCAACCAGUAGAUCUUAAAAAGCACCCUUCUGGGAUUGUGCCUACCCUUCAGAAUAUUGUUUCAACAGUCAAUUUGGACUGUAAGUUGGACCUUAAAGCAAUUGCACUUCAGGCUAGAAAUGCAGAGUACAAUCCCAAACGUUUUGCUGCUGUGAUUAUGAGGAUCAGGGAGCCUAAAACGACUGCACUCAUCUUCGCGUCUGGCAAGAUGGUUUGUACGGGAGCUAAGAGUGAGCAACAGUCUAAAUUGGCAGCACGGAAGUAUGCUCGAAUUAUCCAAAAACUUGGUUUCCCGGCUAAAUUCAAGGAUUUUAAGAUUCAGAACAUUGUUGGUUCUUGUGAUGUCAAGUUCCCAAUACGGCUCGAGGGUCUUGCAUAUUCUCAUGGUGCUUUCUCUAGUUAUGAACCAGAGCUGUUUCCAGGACUAAUUUAUCGGAUGAAGCAACCAAAGAUAGUCCUGCUUAUAUUCGUCUCUGGAAAAAUUGUUCUAACGGGAGCAAAGGUGAGGGAUGAAACUUACACAGCCUUUGAGAACAUUUAUCCUGUGCUCACUGAGUACAGGAAAAACCAGCAAUGAAAUUGGGGCAAAAGAAGAGGGAGCGAGGGGUUGAGUUGCUAAGAAUGUUGCUGAGCUCUGAUAUUUUUAUUUGGGAUGUUUGCUGUUUGCUAUUCAUGGCAGAUUACUGUCAGGAACAGCAAUGAGAUGAAUUGUGGCCGUGCAAAAGUCCUGACAAAUUUAUUUGAAUGGGUGGUGGAACUUGGUUGAGCUGUAAAUACUUAAAGAAGAUCACUGAGUGGGUGGUACACGCCAUUUGUCUUGUUCUGUCAGUUUCUCGAUGGGUUUUGAUGUAGAGAAGUGAGAAGCAUAUCGACUAAUGGCACAUUAGAGAAGAAAAAUGAUUUGGAUGAGGCAGGCAAAGAUUGUAGCAUAACAUGCUUAAAGGAGCACAACUUUUGUUCCUUUGAACAUUUAUCGGGUCUUGUGCUGUUCAUGUUUUGGUGGGGGCAUUUAAAUGCAUAUUCUUAGGUGUUUAGUAAAAUUCAAAUAUGAUGUUCAUAAACCUUGGCCACUUCACUUGAUGUGGUUACGUAAUUGUGUAAUCAACAUAUUUAACCUGAUCAAUUGCCGACUGGUUGAAAUGACUGCUGGCAACUGGCUAGAACUAGCGGACAAAGUGACUGAUUAUUAAUUUGUUUAUGAUUAGUGUUUGAACGCUUUUACGUA